Molecule: messenger RNA, 3803 nt
Organism: Drosophila takahashii
Lineage: Eukaryota; Metazoa; Arthropoda; Insecta; Diptera; Drosophilidae
Gene: fmt
Product: phosphatase 6 regulatory subunit 1-like protein fmt
Cellular component (GO): nucleus; cytosol
Molecular function (GO): protein phosphatase binding; protein phosphatase regulator activity
Source: RefSeq, a predicted model, not a curated record
CCUCUGAGAAGCAGUGAAGAAAAUUAUAGCGUGGUUUUUUCGGUUGAAAAACAAUUAAAAGUGCAACAAACAGUGCGGAAAACACAGUCCGGCCAACUCAGACGUGCAUGCCCCAUCAUCAGCGAUCCGCGAGUCCAGCGAAGAGAUAUUUUGAUUCCCCCAGCCUGAAAGUGUCACCGCCAAGACGUACGUGCGAAAAAUGUUUUGGGACAAGGGUUAUGCGCCCUCCGCGAAUAUAGAGGCGCUACUGGAGAAGGAGAACUCGACGCUGGAGGAGUUCCUGGACGAGGAGGACAUACUGCAGGAGUGCAAGACGCAAAAGAAGAACCUGGUCAACUACUUUACACGUCCCGAGGUCAUCCGCCGGCUGGUGGAGCUGAUCACGACCGAGCCCUCCGAGGAUGUGCCCAUGUCGCAGAGGUUCCGCUAUGCCAACAUGUCCUGUGAGAUCCUCACACUCGGCCUGCCGUCCCUGGAUGAGAAGCUACUGACCGACGCGGAGACGCUGCAGCUGCUGUAUUCAUAUCUGGAAAAGGAACCACCGUUAAAUCCAUUGCUAUCGUCGUUUUUUAGCAAAACGUUUAGCAUGCUCUUUACCAAAAAGCCUGAACAAGAUUGGUUUUUGUAUCAACACAUGUGCCUACAACUCCUGGAGUAUAUUAAAUCGCAGAAGACCUUUUUGGAUUUCAUUUGUAAACACUUUGACACACCGGUCAUACCUGAUCUAAUAAUGCAGAUGAUGAAGGACAUCGAGGGUGGUCAACUCAAGCGUAACCUAUUCGAAUGGCUAACUGAAGAUAAAAUUGUUGAGAGACUGAUUGCAAUAUUGCGUAAUCCUCAAGAGACCGACAAACAUGCAAAUGUUGCCGACUUUUUCUGUGAUCUUAUUAACCAAGGGCGCCUGAUGCGCCAAACCGAGCAGGAGAACGAUUCGUUCGAGCCGGCCUUCGAUGGCUCCAAUCCCAUACUGAAGACGAUCGAAUCCGCGGACACAAUUGAAGCCUUGUUAAAUGUGAUUUUGGAACCAAACGCUCAGGAGAGCGCCAUCUUGUCAGGAAUUUCGGUUGUACUUACGCUCAUCAAGCCAAUUACCUUCACAGAUGAGCCCAACUCGGAUCGCCAGCGGCUGUUGCAGAAGCGCGAGCGGGAAUUCCACCAGGAAGUGCAGGAGACUGUGAUCACUGUGAUGGCGCCACGCCUUCAGGAAUUUGUCCACAUACUAAAGAACCCGCCUGCGAAACCCACGCUGGAAACAACGGCCGCCGUGUUGACGCCCCCCUUUGGCAAGACCCGACUGCAAGUGUGCCGCGUGUUCACCGCCCUGCUGGAGACCAAGCAUGAGACCAUUCAGCAGGCCAUCUGCGCGACCGAGUACUUCAGCCUGUUGCUGGAGUUCUUCAAGCAGUACUGCUGGAACAACUUCCUGCACACCGAAAUGGAGAAGGCUCUGCAUGUGGUCUUCUACAACGAGCUGUCCAACAACAACACUGCAUCCACGGAGGUUACCGACUUCUUCACCGCCGACUGCCUGAUCAAUGCCUUCCUGAAAGUGGGCACCGAGGAGUCCGAGGUGGAGAUGAAGAACGCCUUGAACGAUGCCAAGCGGGCGGAGGGCGGCAGGGAGGGGGAGGACCAAGAAGGCGACAUUGAAAUCGAGGUGGCAGCUGCGCAGGAAGCGGCUGCCCAGGCACAGGAUGAGCAACAGGAGGAACAAGCUGCCCAAGUGGAAGUUGCCGCCGAAGCAACUUCCCCUGAGGGAGCAGAAGAACCUAAAGCCCAGGAAAAUCAUGUGGAGCAUAGUGAGAUAGAUGGUGAAUCUCCAGCAGAUCAGCAGGAAGCGGAGCCAACGCUCAAUGAUCUCGACAAGACCAAGACGGUGCCCAGUGCUCCGCCCUCCGAAAUGCAAACACAUUUGAUUGUAAAUUGUCACUUGGUAUCCAAACUGGUCGAUUUUUGGCAGCACAAUGCGCAGGCGCAAUCUGCUGAGAAGGGUCGACGUCUGGGUUACAUGGGCCACCUUAUUAAAAUUCUGCGUCACAUUACAAAUUGUAUAUCAGAAUCUGAACAUAUCGCCGACCUGAUCGCCACCAGCCUAAGUGAUGAAGCCGAGCUGAAGCUCUGGCAAGCACUGAUCGAUGCGGAAGCUGGUGAAUUUACGCUGGCCGUCAAGCAGCAGACCAAACUGCUGGCCGACUGCAAUCCGCACGAGGAGAACGAGUACAAUGUGGGCUCCAAGGACUAUAUGGGCGAGACGAAUGCCUGGGACAUUGGAACGCUUUCGUACAGCAACAUGGGCUACAGCGAUCUGGACAACACGCUGCAGGACAUUGUCUUCACUAUGGACAAUGAUCAGAAUCUUUUCCAGUUCGGUCGAAACAUUGACGACGAGGACGAUGACGAUGAUGAGCAUGGCGACCACUCGGGCGGUGGCGAUGGCCAUGGCCACGGCAUGUUCACCAAGAACUCGAUCACGCUUAACAAUCUGGCGGAUCCCUGGGACAUGGACGUCCAGUUCUCCGACAUUCCCAGCGUGUCGGCGCAGGUUAACACGGGCACCGCCAACUGGGGCACGGACUUCAAUGCCGACAACUUUGCCGACUUUGAUGCGCACUUCAGCACCUUUGGCAGUGAUCUCGGGAUGCCCUCGAGAGCGCCGCCGCCUUGCGAUGACGAGGAGGAGGACUCACCACCACCACCAGCAGCUUCGGCAUCUGCCGGCGAAGUGGAGCCACAGGAGGAGCAAACACCCGCUGAAUCUAUUGACAAGAUUGUCCAGGAUAAUAUUGCGCGCAGCGACGAUCAGCAGGCUGAGUACGACAAUAAUGCCAAUGUGGAGAAGGCCAUCAGCGAUAAGCUGGCCGAGUCGAGUGUCGUGGAGACCGCAUCGAUUGUCACCCGACUGCAGUCUGUGCUGCUGGACGGCGAGGAGGACUACGAGGACGAUGAGGGCAUGUGGACCAAGCCCUUGGGUGCGGAUCGUCCCACGGAGACCGAGCAGACUACGCCCAUUUCAAAUGGACCAACGAGCAAAAUUAAUGAAUUCAAUCAUGCCAACGAUAACAGCAGCAGCAACGUGGAUGGCCACGAAGCCAACAUCACAGCGGAGCAGCAGAAAUUGGCCGCCGGCGCCAAGACGAACAAUGUAGAAAUUGCAACUACGACCACAUAAAUGCACUCUCUCACCACACCACACAUCAUCCAUCCUCCAACCGCAAUUGUAUAGCAUAUAAUGUGUCGACGAAAACUGUAAAAAUGCCUUUGAUUUGCUCUUUGGUCAUUCUUAUACAUAAUCAUGCAUACAUAUUUAUAUAAAUAUAUACCACAUACUACUACUAUACGUACAUAUAAAAACCACAGGCUGCAUAGUACAACAAACGAUUUGUGUAUUAGCGAAAAGGCCGAAGCCCGCCCAAAACCAAAAUGAAAAUUAACAAAAAAAAAACAAAAACCAACAAAAAAAAAAAACGACAAAAAAAAUGUUCAAAGUGAAAAGUAUGUUGUUGAUUCCUUCUGCUCCUCGCUCGUAUUGCCAAUUAUUUUAAUUAUUAAUCUUCCUUCAUGUUUCCUAAUUAAGUGAACUGUAUUUUGUUUGUAAUUUGUAUUAGUCUGUCGUUUUAGUACGCUUUUACUUUCAAUACUCUCAAUGUGUUAGGCAACCUAUGAGCAUUACUUAAAGUACCAAAAUUCACGCAACGUCUUAGAAUGCUUAGUUUAUAUUUGUAUUGUAUUUGUUUUAGCUCGAUCAGAUGAGGAUUAUCUACCUAUUCAUAUGACAUAUAUAUAUAUACCUAUAUUUACACACA